Molecule: messenger RNA, 2607 nt
Organism: Macadamia integrifolia
Lineage: Eukaryota; Viridiplantae; Streptophyta; Magnoliopsida; Proteales; Proteaceae
Exons: 4
Coding region: 1-2607 (868 amino acids)
Molecular function (GO): nucleic acid binding; RNA-DNA hybrid ribonuclease activity
Source: RefSeq, a predicted model, not a curated record
AUGAAAAACGGGGGCCAGGAACCCUUUAAUCUUGGCUCUGCUGCGGAAUUCCAGGCGAUGAUAGAUGCUUUUCUGUUAUUACCAAUUUCAUCUACUGGAAAAAAAUUUACCUGGACAAAUAAUAGGAGAAGAGGACAUGUGGCAGCAGUGUUGGAUCGCAGUUUUUGUAAUGAAAAAUGGGUGGAUUCUUUCAGAAAUGUUAGGCAGCGUGUCUUGUUGAGUUCAGUAUCAGAUCAUGCUCUGUUGCUUGUAAUUUCUGAUAUUGUCUCAAAGCCGAAUAACAUUCCAUUCAGGUUCCAUGGAUUUUGGAUGGAAAAUGAAAAUUUUCUUCCAGUGGUUGAUGAGGCAUGGAAGAUGCAGUUAAUAGGUGACCUUAUAUAUGUUUUAUCUGAAAAGCUGAAGAGAGUAAAGGGGGUGUUAAAGGUAUGGGCUCAUGAUUCCUUUCCAAAUAUAAAUAUGGAGUUAGAGCAGGCAACGAAGGUUUCAAAAUCGAUCCAAGACUCAAUUGAAGAAUCAAGUAUGUCUAAUGAUAUUUUCAAUAAAGAGGCUGAUGCAAAAAUGACCUUGUUGAUUGCUAGUCGUAGACACGAGGCUCUUUGGGCUGAGAAGGCGGAACUGAGAUGGGUGAAAAAUGGGGACUGCAACUCCAAGCUAUUUCAUCUCUCUAUGAAGCUGUGGAGGGCGAGAAAUCAAAUUUCUGCUUUAAAGAGGGAGGAUGGGUCUUGGCUCUUGGAUCAAAGGGAAUUGCUGAACGUGGCUAGUCUAGAAGCGACUCCUGGCAGAGAAGAAAUCAAAAAAGCAGUGUGGGAUAUGGAUCUUGAUAGUUCUCCUAGUCCCGAUGGAUUUUCAGGAAAAUUCUUUAGGAAAUGUUGGGAGAUAGUGGAGACAGACUUUGGUAAGCUUCUUUUAAGCUCUUCCAAGUUAUCUAUUUUAGUGAAUGGAGGGCCAGUGGGUUUUUUCCCAGUGGGCAAAGGUCUGAGACAAGGAGAUCCUAUUUCUCCAUUCUUAUUUAUUUUGGCGGAGGAAGCAUUCUGCAAAGGUCUGAAGUUGCUAGUAAGGGAUGGGAAGCUGAAGUCUCUCCUGGGACCUCAAGGUGUGUCCAUUCCCUCUCAUUUAUUUUUUGCAGAUGAUAUAUUUAUUUUUAUGAAUGCUUCUGCAAAAUAUGUGAGGAAUCUCCAAGAUUUCCUAGAAAAAUAUCAAGCCUUUUCAGGGCAGAAUUUCAAUCUGGAUAAAAGUAGCCUAUUUUUUGGGAAGGUGGCACCCCACAGGAAACAAUAUAUUUCUUCUCUAUUAGACAUAAAAUUAGAGAGGCUUCCGACGAAGUAUCUAGGCGUGGAAAUUUUCAAGGGAAGAGUGAAAGGAUCUCAUCUAUUACCUCUGCUAGAUAAGAUAAAAAGAAAGCUAGCUGGAUGGAAGGGUAUGCUGCUCUCAAUGGCGGGAAGAGUGGAGUUGGUGCGAUCUGUGAUCUCUAGUAUCCCUGUCCAUAACUUCGCAGUAUAUUGGUGGCCGGACCAUUCUAUUAAAUUGGUCGAAUGGUGGAUGCGUAAUUUUAUCUGGUCAGGUGAUAUGGAGGUGACAAAGAAAAUAGUGGUGAACUGGGAUGAUGUCUGCAAACCAAAACAGGAAGGAGGGUUAGGCAUUCGCAGACUGCGAGAUGUAAAUUUUGCCUGUCUAGCAAAGUUGACUUGGCAGAUUAAGCAUGAGGUGUCCUCUAUGAGUAAGUUCUUCCGAGAUCGCUUUCUAAAAGCAGACGGAUCUUUGAAAUCUGGCCAUAUCUCCUCUUUGAUUUGUCCAGGGAUAAAGAAAGUCUGGAAUUUUGUGACUUUAAAUGAGCAGUGGACAGUAGGUAAUGGGCAAAAUAUUGAUUUCUGGAAGGGCAGGUGGUUGGAUCAUCUCUCCAUUGAAGAAAUGCUUCUGAAUGAUGGUGGUCACAGUGGGAAUUUAAAGGCUAAAGUCUGCGAUUUUAUCCAUAAUUUUAGAUGGGAAUUUCCUCAGGUAGUGUCUAACUUCAUGAAAAACAUUAAAAAUAAAGCAAAAUUGAUCUAUAUUUCAGGCAUGGAGGAUGAGUGUCAUUGGCGCCCUUCUUCAGCAGGAGUUUUUUCCAUAAAGUCAGCCUGGGAAGCCUGUAGAAGAAGCUCGCCUAAGGUGAGCUGGUCAUCUUUGGUGUGGAAGUCCUCUAUUCAACAGCGUCAAGCAGUUUUUGGAUGGAGAUUGAUCAGAAAUAAACUUGCUUUAGAUGUGAAUGUGAAAAGGAGAGGAUGGGUCAAAUUAAAUUCUGACGGCUGCUCGUUGGGCAAUCCGGGAAAAGCAGGUGGGGGAGGUAUUCUGCGCAAUGAGAAGGCUGAAGUGUUAUAUAAUUACAGAGAGUUCCUUCAAAUUUGCACAAAUUUUGAGGCGGAAUUCCAGGCUAUUAUCGCAGGAUUUGAAGCUGCAAACCGAUUGGGGUGCAAAGUUUAUGGAUUGAAUGUGACUCAGUCGCGGUGGUUCGUCUUUUGCAGAAAAAGAAAAUUCCUUGGAAAUUUUGGCAAAGGUGGAUUGACUGCUUACCCUACCUUUAAAGGGUGGAGUGGAAGAUCACGCACUGCUUUCGUGAAGCAAAUUCUGUAG